Molecule: messenger RNA, 498 nt
Organism: Triticum turgidum subsp. durum (durum wheat)
Lineage: Eukaryota; Viridiplantae; Streptophyta; Magnoliopsida; Poales; Poaceae
Source: the annotation of a GenBank genome assembly
AUGACUAUAAGACCCCACCCCGGCGCCCACACCGCCACACCCGACCUCACACCCGAUCACACCGCCGAUGAGAAAACCAGCGCAGCACCGGCGAUAUCGUACCAUUGCGGGAGCAGCAGUGCCGACGGUGACGGCGAUGCCCCGAGCGCCUGGUCGUCCAGCCUCGGCAAUUCGGAGACGAUGGAGCUGUGCUGCGCGGACGGCUAUCUGCCGCUCGGCCCCGGCGCGACGGCGGAGGAGCUCCGAACCCACAUCGGCGGCCACCACAACAUCGUCGGCCGCCACAACUUCUGGAGAGCCAAGGUCUUCGACGACGUUAUCGCCGCCUUCCGGGUGGCCGAGGCCGGCGUCACCCCCGACCCCACUGGCACGAGCGUACGCCUUUGCGCCCCGGCACUAGCGCAUGGCCCGGCCUGGCGGGAGCGUCGUCGUGGAUCUGUCCACUGUCGGUGUCAAAACCGGCAGAUCUCGGGUAGGGGGCCCAAACUGUGCGUCUAA